Messenger RNA from Ambispora gerdemannii, 774 nucleotides. The record is from the annotation of a GenBank genome assembly. NCBI's taxonomy places the organism in Eukaryota, Fungi, Glomeromycota, Glomeromycetes, Archaeosporales, Ambisporaceae.
AUGUUUCUUCAUAAAACCUCGACCAUCUUGCAAUCACUUUUAAGGCAACAUAACAACAAAAGCAACUAUAUUGGAGCAAGAAAUUAUGUAUCAGCCCUAAAGAAAAUUCCUCGAAAAAUAGGGCUGGGGUCAUUAAGCGACAACCCGAAAGCUACACGACAGCGUCGCCGUGUAGGUCGAGGUCCUGCGUCUGGUAGAGGCAAAACCUGUGGGGCUGGUGUUAAAGGUCAAAAAGCUCGUAGUGGUAACACGAAACCUAGACGAGAUUUCGAAGGUGGACAAACCCCCAUUACUAGGCUUUUCCCAAAGCAGAACGCUGAUGUUGUUAAAAAGGAAUUGUCGACACUCGAAAUUGAUCGUCUUCAGCAUUGGAUCGAUCGAGGUCUCAUUGACCCGAAUCAUGUCAUUACUACGAAACAACUUGCUGACACACGAUGUGUACAAAUUUCACGCGCUGCCCCGUCUGCUAUAAGAGCUAUAGAACAAGUCGGCGGACAUAUCACGUGUCGUUACUACAAUAGACUUGCGCUUCGUGUAGUUCUUCAUCCGGAAAAAUUUUGGAGGAUACCGAAAUUUGCAUUGCCUCUUAGGCAAAAGGAUAUUGACUAUUAUACUAAUCCGAGAAACAGAGGAUAUCUUGCUGAUCCAAAAGAACUAGAGCGAUUGAGACAAAAAAACAUAAAUGCUGCAAUUGCGAGGUUCAAUGCAACUAAAAAUCAAGCGAACAACAAUAGUAACACAUCGACACGUCAUCCUAAAUAUGAACUAUUAUAA